CGUCUAGUUUUCCUCGCAUGGUGAGUUGUUUGUGGGUUUCUGGCAGCAUUUAAAUAGUGACACUCGGUGAUUGUCUCGAUGCUGAAGGCAAAUGUCGCUUUUGUGCUCGCUGGAAGGCUCUGACACACGAGACUUGCUGCAAUGGUUGCCAUGGAAACGGCAUGUGCUGGCCACUAUAGUUAUGUAAGAGACUGAUGGCACACUGAGCAAACAGAAAGCAACAUUUUGGAGAAGCUAGCUGGCAGAGCCCCGUGGAACCUGGAAAAAUGAGAGUGAUUGAAUGGACAACGCUGUUAACUGAUCAAAACGACACAGAGAUGUGGAUAUCCAGUGGCAGUGGGAGUGGCUCCCUGAACUAUACCCUGGCUGCCCUCACCCCCCUCAAAAGCUGUGUCACCUUCCUGCCAGCCAAUCACAUCAUCUAUCACCUGGCUAACUUGGCUAUCUGCGUGGGAUUGUUUGCCCCCAGUGGCACGUAUGGGGUCCUUUUCCUGCAUACCCUCUUCAUGUUUGGGUUUUUACUGAUGUCAGUCUGGGCCUGGAUGAUUCUCUGUGCGCCCGAUGUCUUCUCCUGGAACUUUGCCUUCAUGGUCAUCAAUGGAAUACAGAUGCUGUUUAUCACCUACCGCAUCAGACGCAUCAAGUUUUGCGAGGAACUGGAGGAGGUUUAUGAUUCGCUGUUUGCCCCGUUACGAGUAUCCAGGGCGAUGUACAAGAAGCUGACAAGCCCUGAACACUGCACCCUGAUGACCCUACACCCAGGCGAAAGCUACGCCACUCAGUCAAUCACAAAGACGGACAAGCUGGGACUCCUCGUGUCUGGGGUGAUUAAUGUGUACAGCAGCCAGACGUUCCUACAUCAUAUCUACGAGAGACAGUUCAUUGACUCUCCAGAGUUUGAGUCCAGUGUCACGGGAGAGGAGAAAUACGGGGUGUCCAUCAUUGGGGCAACAUCCUGUCGAUACAUCUUUUGGCCCAGACAAGCUUUGGAAUACCUGCUGAUUAAGGAACCCUACCUGGCCAAUCUGAUGAAUAUUAUCAUAGGCAGGGACAUUGCCACAAAACUGUAUGCUCUUAAUGACAAGGCGGGCUCGUACCAGGGUGGAGGACGUGUGGACAUUCGCCUCCCUAGUUUGUCUUCAGGGGGAGGUAGGAGCGGCCAGACCACCAGGGGGAGUUCCAUGAAGACGGAGCGUUCAGACCGCUUUCUGACUGGCCCAUGCAGGACUCCAUUAGACGACAGUAGCAUCGAGGACAAUGAGGGCAACUACGAUGACAGUGAAGAUGCCUACCUAGAACAUGGUGAGAAAAUGCACCUGUUAAAUGGCCACACAGUUCAACAUGCUGGCUACACCCCAUACAAUGUGACGGCUACCCUGGAGGCGCAAGAGACGGCCACCAUCAACAUGAACUUCUUAAAGUGAUAUAUCCAUGGACGUCAAAUGAACAAUGUUGAUUGAUCGGUGAUAUUUCAUGAUAUUAAACUGGAACCAGGAAUGUGAAUCUGAAAGAAAUCGGAAGGUGAUAUUGGUACGACAGAGAAGGUUUACUGGGCCAUUCUAAAAAAAAAAAAACAUUCUUUGAAGAGCGUAAUGUGACCAUUUUAGGAAAAAUACAGUAUGUUGUUUGGACUUUUUUUUUCUGGUUAUAGGAAAAUAUUUAAAUUAUUGUAAAAAAUAUGAACAUUGAAAGAAGAAAAAAACUUAAUAACACUUUCGAGUUGGGCCAUUGUUUUGGAGGGUUAGUUGGUUUAUGCUGAACGAACAUAUUUUUAAUAAAAGAGCUGUGAACUAGUGCUUAAAAAUAUGUGGUUACCUGGAAGCUAAAGACUCAUA
Messenger RNA from Liolophura sinensis, 1835 nucleotides. Its product is annotated as popeye domain-containing protein 3-like. Gene Ontology annotation, biological process: heart development; skeletal muscle tissue development; regulation of membrane potential. Gene Ontology annotation, cellular component: sarcolemma. The transcript has 9 exons. Gene Ontology annotation, molecular function: cAMP binding. The record is from RefSeq and is a predicted model, not a curated record. Lineage: Eukaryota; Metazoa; Mollusca; Polyplacophora; Chitonida; Chitonidae. Bases 267 to 1424 code for a protein of 385 amino acids.